AUGAGGACACAGGCCCAGGAGCUGAGCGUGCCUGAAGUGUAUUUUAUACAAGAUUACGUUGAAUUUUACAACAUCAAACACAUCUGCAUCUUGCAAGAAGAGCUGAAACCCUGGAUCCUGAAGCUGCUACGCCAGACAAGGAGCGGUUCCUUCGUCUCUGUUUUCGGACGGAAGGAUACGACACGCAGCAGGGUUCAUAUCAACGGAUCGUCUUCUGCGUCUCCUGUUGCUCAUCGUGUGUCGACCUGCACGGGACUGAGGGUCUUGGCUGUGCAUUCGGAGCUGGACCGAGACUUGUUCAAGGAGAUAUUCACAGGCGCUGAAACGAAGGCAAAUUGGCUGCUGAUAUCUGGCGAAAACUUUCAGGAACUGUUAGAAAACGCUUACCUACCACUCGAUAAUCAGGUCAAAAUCGCGAACUUUAGCGACGUGAACGACCGGUCUUCAGCAACCCUGUGGGAGAGCUACCAAAUCGGCCCAAAUUACGACCAGCACCUCACCCCCGUGGGUCGCUGGACUCUCACGACCAGAGAUCAAAACGACCCUUCCAACAACGACUCCAGUGACGACCACGACUUCAGUGGCGACUCCAAAGGCUUCAGAGGAGAGAGCCCUUCGCCACCGGCCUCGAGGGAGAUCGCCAUACCCAACACAGUCAGUGUGAAGACGAAGGUUCUGAAGCAUGGCGUUCUAGAGGGACCUGUUGACGACCUGCUGUUUCGGAGGACGGACUUGAGUGGGCUUCAUGUCACGUGCACUAGUAUCGAUUACAAGCCUCUGAAUAUCAUCACCCACCGAGAAGACGGCACAAUACAUGUCAAAGGAAUACUGGGUAAAAUAUUCGACAUGUUAAGAGAGGUCACCAAUUUCACCUACACCUGCUACGAGGUCCCUGACAACCAGUGGGGAUCCCUGGCCGACGGGCAAUGGACGGGCUUGGUCGGCGAGGUGGCCAGUGGGAGAGCAGACCUCGCCAUCGCCUCCCUCACGAUCUCUAAGCAGCGAAGUACCGUCGUCGAUUUCCUCAUUAGUUUGGCCGUUUCGGGUUACAGAAUCGCGAUGAAACGCCCGUCCAACGCCGAUUACAUGUGGACUGUCUACACCAAGCAGUUCGAGAAGGAAGCCUGGGCCGUGACUGUAUCGGUGACCGUGGUCCUCAUGGUACUCGUCUUCGUGGUCCUGCGCCUAUCGCGUCGGGAGGAAAACGCCUCCCCGUCCAUUUCGGCGUUCACGGUCCUGGGGAUCUUGUUCGGCCAGGGCUCGAUCCUCGAAUUCCGCUCGCUUGCAGGAAGGAUACUCAUGGUCAGCGUCCUCUUCUUGCAAGUGAUCAUUCUGGCGUUCUAUACAAGCAAUCUCGUGACUGCACUUGCCGUGAGACCUUCUCCUCCGCCGUUUCAGGGGCUGGAGGACGUCCAUCAGGAUCCGAUGGUGACUUUUGGCAUCGAGAAGGGGACUGCGCUCGAUGACAUCUUCGAGAACUCGAAAAACCCUCUCUAUCAGGCGAUCUACCAGAAGCUGAAACCCGAGGACACUGUGGCCUCGACGACAGACGGGAUGCGUCGUGUCUUCCGCGAGAGAUAUGCCUUCCUCAUAUGGGAACUUUAUUACGAUCUAAAUCACCAGGGAGGCUGUGAUAACUACCUUCUACCACAGAAAUACUUCACCGACCAUGCCUCGUUCAUUCUGACGAAGGGAUCUCCCCUCACGCCCAUUUUCAACAAUGUCAUCCUAGACCUCGCCUCAUCCGGCCUCCUGUCGAAGUUCUGGCUGGAAGUCAAAGUGACCACCAACGACUGCGACGACCUGGAGACCGCCUCCUUGGAGUUCCUGACGCUGGUGACGUCCUUCCUGGUGCUCUGCGUGGGGGCGGUGGCGGCCCUCGGUUUCCUGGGCGCGGAGUGGGUCCUCUCGCGGAGACCGUGGGAAAAGUUCUGCGGGAAGGGAGAGGGUUAG
Molecule: messenger RNA, 1953 nt
Organism: Penaeus chinensis
Lineage: Eukaryota; Metazoa; Arthropoda; Malacostraca; Decapoda; Penaeidae
Product: probable glutamate receptor
Exons: 10
Coding region: 1-1953 (650 amino acids)
Cellular component (GO): membrane
Molecular function (GO): glutamate-gated receptor activity
Source: RefSeq, a predicted model, not a curated record